Hordeum vulgare subsp. vulgare (domesticated barley) is the source of this 1046-nucleotide messenger RNA. RefSeq lists its product as uncharacterized. NCBI's taxonomy places the organism in Eukaryota, Viridiplantae, Streptophyta, Magnoliopsida, Poales, Poaceae. The coding region runs from base 146 to 793 and encodes 215 amino acids. The transcript has a single exon. The record is from RefSeq and is a predicted model, not a curated record.
CGUGAUGAUGCGAGAAAUCUAUAAGUAGGUACGUACCGGAAGUGGAUCUCUCUAUACCAUCCAAGAAGGAAAGAACACGCAGUACAACUCUCGUUCAUUAGCCAGCACUUUCCCCACGAAAAGGAAAGGAAAACAUCCAGAACCGAUGGCCGAGCUGCAGGGGAGCAAGCCGACGAGCUGGUGGAGGAGGUUCCGGUGGCUAUACGCGGCGCGGUGCACGUUAGCGUGCGUGGUCACAGUGGUGGCGGUGGUAGUGAUCGUCCGGGCGGUGGUUGUGAUGCUCCGCCCGGAGAAGCUCCAACUGAAGCUCGCCGGCGGCCGCGUGGCUGUCGACUACAUCCCGUCGCUGCCGCCGCCGGGCAACGUCGUGGUGCUCACGUUCGUCCUAAGGGCCAACAACCCCGGUGGGCGCGCCACCAUUGUUUACGCCAACGUCACCGUCCGGCUCACGGACGCGUCGGCGUUGGCAGCGAAGAUCACCGAGUUCGACCUGCCGGAUCCCAUCGAGGUGGCGCAGCGGACAAUGCGCGAGGCGAGCACGAAAGUGGUGCUGGAGCCGCCGGAGGACCUGCCGAUGCGGUACGUGCACGCACUCUACGAGGGGCGCGGCGUGCCCGGCGCGGAGAUGGAGCUGACCGGGAUCUUGUCCAGCCACGUGGGCGUGGCGAUGGCCACCACCAGCGUCGUCGUCACCACGUACUACUGCUGGCCGGUGACCAUCGCCGUCGGCGCUCCGGACUCCGCCGCCGACGUGACCUGCUUCGACAAGCGGGACGCGCCGGCCCAUGUGUGAUCAAUCAAGCGCCCGAGCUAGGGUACUGGUACCCACCUAUCUGUUGAUUGUCGUAGGCUCGAUGAUUCGUGCAUGGUUGAUGAUGCCUGCCAUGCUCAGUUAUUUGCGUUGAAUUGAUUGUGCCUGCGUGUGUCAUCACACUGCUCUCUGCAGUGCGGUGCAGUGCAGCAGCGAGACCUGCUUGACGAGUACAUUGACCUGCCCAAGUCUUCGUUGUACCAUUUCCCGUACGUGAAGGUUUUUUUUAUUUUGA